AUGACAAGAGAUAGGUUUAAUUCAGAAGGUUUUGUGAAUGUCAAGCUUAGGCUGAUUCGGAAUCGAAACACAGAUGGAAUAAGAUACAAUCUCUCCAUUGCUUCUAAAGUUACUGCACUUAUUCCUGGAGAUAUUGAUCCUGAUAAUCUUGAAAGAGAUAUUAUAUUAGAAACACAAAGUGGAUUAUUGAGACGAAUUAGUGAAUUAUACACUGCAUACUUACCUUUGCAGUAUUCGUUACUUUUUUCAUAUGGUGAAGAUGGAUAUAGAGACGAUGUUCCACUGAGAGAGCAAGAGGGUACUUCAUCAAGAAAACGAAAUAAAGUAACAAGGCGACAAUUUUUUACAUAUAGGAUUCAAGACAGGAAUUUUGAAGCUGACACAAUAUUAUGCUCUAGGAAAUUAUUCCAACAGUUCAUUGUUGAUGCUUACACUAUGGUUGAAUCGCAAUGA
Tripterygium wilfordii is the source of this 453-nucleotide messenger RNA. RefSeq lists its product as uncharacterized. The coding region runs from base 1 to 453 and encodes 150 amino acids. Lineage: Eukaryota; Viridiplantae; Streptophyta; Magnoliopsida; Celastrales; Celastraceae. The record is from RefSeq and is a predicted model, not a curated record. The transcript has a single exon.